UUUCCCGAUGACCUGUAAACUAGAGUUGAUCAACAAAGAGCCAUUUUACGUACCAGGAUCUUAUAUCGAAGGCAAACUAAACUGUUCUUUCAGUAAGAAGCGUGAGAUUGAGCUGAUUGAAGUGAGAUUCUUCGGAAGAGAAUCCGCAAAUUAUAAAGUAACACACGAGGUCCUUUUCAACUCAGACAGGAGUAUUUGCUAUACCCAUACAGUAAUUCUGAGAUCCUCGACUGUCGAACGAGGAAAACGUGUCUUUAAUUUCAAGAUUCAGAUACCGUCUCACAUCCCUUCAACUUAUGUGAGUGAAUAUGGUAGCAUCAGAUACCAUCUGGAAGGGCUGCUGAUGUUAACCCAAACGAGGGUAGAUUCCUCGCAAGUGUCAAUCCAAAUUUUCUCCCCGAUUGACGUAAAGAGCUUCUCGUCUGAUCUACACAGAUCAGCGAAAAUAACGGAGCAGAAAGAUCUACUUGGUAUUUGCGGAGGAAGUGGACAUAUAUCAGCAGUUGUACAGGUUGAGAAGAAGGUGUUCCUUUGUGGGGAAUCGAUUAACAUGAAUGUUACCAUAAAUAAUUCUUCAGGAGUUCCAGUGAGAUUCAUUAGAGCUACUCUGACAAAAUCAGCUUCUUGUAAGCUAGCAGAUGGAGAAUACGACAUAAGUAAAGAAAAAAUGAUAAUAUCGAAGAAAUUCAAGGCUAACGUCGGUAAAGGUGAGGAAAAAACAGUAGCAGUAUCGUUGAAAAUUCCCGAAGAUCUUCAACUACCCAAUUUGAAGCACAGUGAACUGUUCAAGAUGAAAUAUUGGAUGCAUGUUUGUAUCAUAUUCCAGACUUUCUGGCAUAGACCUCUUGACAUAUGUUUCAAGGUCUAUCUGGGACAUCUGCCUCUGAAUUUUUGAACUUCUUCUUCAAAUAUAUAAUGAA
This is a messenger RNA of Coccinella septempunctata (seven-spotted ladybird), 920 nucleotides long. RefSeq names its product arrestin domain-containing protein 15-like. The coding region runs from base 8 to 895 and encodes 295 amino acids. Lineage: Eukaryota; Metazoa; Arthropoda; Insecta; Coleoptera; Coccinellidae. The record is from RefSeq and is a predicted model, not a curated record. The transcript is spliced from 3 exons. Gene Ontology annotation, biological process: protein transport. Gene Ontology annotation, cellular component: cytoplasm.